Messenger RNA from Exophiala bonariae, 1020 nucleotides. RefSeq lists its product as uncharacterized. The record is from RefSeq and is a predicted model, not a curated record. Gene Ontology annotation, molecular function: oxidoreductase activity, acting on the CH-OH group of donors, NAD or NADP as acceptor. The transcript has 2 exons. Bases 1 to 1020 code for a protein of 339 amino acids. NCBI's taxonomy places the organism in Eukaryota, Fungi, Ascomycota, Eurotiomycetes, Chaetothyriales, Herpotrichiellaceae.
AUGGCCAUAGAGGCAAAGGAAAUAGUACUCAUCAGCGGCGUCAAUGGUUAUAUCGCAGCACAAGUAGCCAAAGCAUUUCUCGAUGCAAGGUUCAAAGUCCGUGGAACAACCAGAAAGACGGCAAACACGAAAUCCUUGACAGAGGGUGCCCUGAAAGCCGCAUUCGAGGCAGGUGAUUUCGAGGUCGUCGAAGUUCCGGAUAUCACCCUUCCAGGUGCUUUCGACGAGGCUGUGAGAGGUGUCAGUGCUAUCCUGCAUACGGCAGCCCCAGUAUCGCUUAAUUUUACGGACCCGGAACCGGUCCUGCAUGCUGCUAUCCAAGGAACUUCAUCGAUCCUGGACUCGGCUCUCAAGGCAGGUCCGCAAUUGAAAUCUUUGGUGUUUAUGAGCUCAAUUGCAGCUUUGAUGGGUGCCCAGCAGCAACCACAUACUUUCACCGAGGAAGACUGGAACAACUAUUCUGAAGGAGAAGUUGCGAGAUCGGGAAAGGCGGCGGGCAGUAUCCAUAUCUACUUUGCGAGUAAGACUGCGGCUGAACGCACGCUCUGGGAUUUCCAGAAGAAGCAUUCACCAUCUUUUGCCGUGACGUCCAUCAAUCCAGUGCUCGUGACCGGACCACCCCUCGUGCCCUUCAAGGACGCAAACAGCAUAAACGAGACCGUGCGAAACGUAUGGGAAGUGUUUGCAGGGCUGGACGUCGCCCCGCCGUUUAAUGCGCCCGGAACCUACGUCGACGUUCGAGAUGUUGCCCGCCUGUUCGUCUGGUCCGUCCAACAUCCCGAAAAGGCAGAUGGAGAGCGUUAUAUCGCAUAUGGUGGCCCAGGAGGAAUACAUCAGAUAUCCCAAAUUCUGCGAGAGCAUUACCCUGAACGUCGUGAUAUCAUCAAGGAGAUUCCCGCUCCUGAAUCGGGUGGAACCAGUAUUGAUGCAUCCAAGGCUGUCAAAGCCACGGGACAGGAAUUCAUCAAGUUUGAGAAGAGUGUGUUGGACGCGGCCAAAGCCUUUGAGAUCUAUUUAUAG